UCUAUGUAUUUCCUCAAACGUAUUCACUUCAUCUCGUUUUCUACCAACGUAGAUUCAGCGAAAAAUUGAAUGCUGGUAGAUUUUGUUUCCUGACAAUAGCAAGUAAAACUGCUUCGUUUAUUACAGCAAGCAAUAUCAGAAGCAUUUCUGAAAUGUCAAAAUUUGAUCUUCCCAAUCGUCUAAAGAGCAAUGAAAAAUCUGUCUGGGUGGAAUAUAUCCAACUUGUUCAGCAGUAUAAUCCGCUGAAUUUAGGCCAGGGAUUUCCCGAUCAUGCACCAGAAAAUAUAACCAAUGCUUUGGCUGCCACUGCCAAAAGUGAUAAUCCACUUUUACAACAGUAUACUAGAGGAUUUGGUCAUCCAAGAUUAGUGAAUGUAAUUGCAAAAUUUUACUCCAAGCUUAUUGAUCGUGACUUGGAUCCAAACAAAGAAGUGUUAAUCACUGCUGGUGCAUAUGAAGCAUUAUAUGCUACUCUACAAGGCCAUACCAAUCCUGGAGAUGAGUGGAUUAUUAUUGAGCCCUUCUUUGACUGUUAUGUACCUAUGUUACAGAGUGCUGGGGGAAUUCCCAGAUAUAUAGCAUUAAAACCAAAAUCUACAUCGGGUACAGUCACUUCUGGUGAUUGGGUAUUUGAUAGGAAAGAAUUGGAAAGUCUUUUCAACAACAAAACAAAAGGCAUUGUUCUCAACACUCCGCAUAAUCCAAUAGGAAAGGUAUUUACAUUGGAUGAACUGCAGUUUAUUGCUAAUCUUGCGAAAAAAUGGAAUACUCUUGUGAUUUCUGAUGAGGUUUAUGAGCACAUUGUUUAUGAACCAUAUAAGCACAUAAGAAUUGCAACAUUGCCCGAUAUGUAUGAACGCACAAUCACGAUUGGAUCGGCGGGCAAAACGUUCAGCGUUACAGGCUGGAAAAUUGGUUGGGCAUACGGACCAGCAAGCUUGUUGUAUAAUCUACAAAUAGUUCAUCAGAAUUCUGUGUACACCUGUAGCACGCCAAUUCAGGAAGCUGUGGCUAUUGGAUUCGAAUUGGAAAUGGAACGCUAUGGGCAAUCGGAAUGCUAUUUUCAUAGUCUGGCAAAAGAGUUGUUACCGAAGCGCGACUACAUGGCGAAAUUUCUUCGGGAAGUCGGUAUGGUGCCGACGAUACCCGAAGGUGGAUAUUUUAUGCUCGCCAACUGGUCUGCUUUAGAGACUAAAGUAAAUCUGCACGAGGAAACAGAUGAGAAUAAGGACUACAGAUUUACCAAAUGGAUGACAAAGAAUGUUGGUCUUCAAGGUAUUCCUCCCUCGGCAUUUUAUGGUCCCGAACAUAAACAUCUGGCAGAGGACUAUGUGCGAUACUGCUUCAUAAAGAAGGACGAAAAUUUGAAGGCUGCUGCCGAUAUCUUGAAGAAAUGGGUGUCUAAAUAAUCGAAACUUUCGAAACUAUGUUUAUACACACAUAUAUACAUAUAAUAUAUGUGCCUAUGUGUGCAUAUUUGUAUAUUUACUUACCACUUAUACUUAUCUUGCAUUUUGCAUUGAUUUAAUAUUUUGAUUGAUAUGACUAAUUUAUUGGAAGCAAUUAGAAAAAUGCCAAUCGAGAUUUUUAUUCCUUGUGGAAGCAUUAUAAUUAAUAAUAAUAUCCUUUUAUCUUCGUCAUUUGUAUAUAGUAUAAAUAUUAGAAAAUGUUAAAUUUAUAUGCACAUAAGUAUAAGAUAUAUAAAUUUUCUUAUGAUAUAUCUUCAUGUGGUUUAUAUGUGAUCAGUGAUGUAUUUUAUAAUCAUCAAAGUUGAAAAUAUCGUUGUGAAAUCAAUUUACAAGGCGGAGUUUCCUCGAAGCCACUUUUUGGCAUCUAUCGUGUCAGCUCUGAAUGUUUUGCAUGUUCGCAUCUACGAAGUAAAGAUAUUGUUGAAAAAAAAAAAAUGUCUUUGGUAUUAAGAUCCUUGGAGAGCCUUUCUUUUAAUCUUCCAAUCAUUUUUACAAGAUAUUUGUAAUAUAUUAAUAUAGCUUUAUACAAUUUAAUCUUAAUAUUAACAACGAAUUAUUUAAUAGUGUUGCGCCCGUAAUUAAAUAUUUGACUUGGUGUUAGAUUUUUAA
This is a messenger RNA of Cataglyphis hispanica, 2078 nucleotides long. RefSeq names its product kynurenine aminotransferase-like. The coding region runs from base 153 to 1409 and encodes 418 amino acids. Lineage: Eukaryota; Metazoa; Arthropoda; Insecta; Hymenoptera; Formicidae. Gene Ontology annotation, biological process: biosynthetic process. The transcript is spliced from 8 exons. The record is from RefSeq and is a predicted model, not a curated record. Gene Ontology annotation, cellular component: cytoplasm; mitochondrion. Gene Ontology annotation, molecular function: L-kynurenine:2-oxoglutarate transaminase activity; pyridoxal phosphate binding.